Mustela erminea (ermine) is the source of this 1716-nucleotide messenger RNA. It is a transcript of the gene MUC3A, whose product is annotated as mucin 3A, cell surface associated. The record is from RefSeq and is a predicted model, not a curated record. NCBI's taxonomy places the organism in Eukaryota, Metazoa, Chordata, Mammalia, Carnivora, Mustelidae. The transcript is spliced from 8 exons. The annotation marks the transcript as partial.
UCUCUGUCACCAAGGGCAAGCCCUAUCCUGAACUUCCUUUUUUUUUUCUUGUGCUGUGACAAUGGUGGCACCUGGAUACGAGGUCUCUGCCACUUGCCCUUGGGGUUCUCUGAGCCCCACUGUGAGCUCCAGGAUAUCAGGAGCCAGCAUGGGGGUAAAAGGGAUGGCCCCAAGUGCCACUGCCUUAGCACCUUCUAUAGCUCCCGUUGUGAGUUUGUGGUGGAAUAGGUGAAUCUGGGUGAACUGGAGUCUGAAGUGGGCAUGGAGGUCUCUGUUGACCAGGAGUUCUCCCCAGACCUCAGUGACAACACUUCCACAGCCUAUAAGGAUUUCAGUGACACCUUCUGGGAUCAGAUGCAGAAGAUUUACCAAAAUGGGAAGGGGUUCAAGGAUGUGUAGAUCCUGUCAUUGAGGAAUGGCAGCAUUGUGGUGAGCUACUUGGUCCCGCUGGAGUUGCCCUUUAGCCUCCAGCUGGAGAGCGAGCAUGUGAAGGUGAAGACAGUGCUGAAGGAGAAGCUCCAGAAUGUCAGCCAUAACGGAGACAGCUGCCAGCAUAUCCGGACCCUGUGUUUUAAGCCUGACUCCAUCAAGGCGAACAAUAACACCAGGAAGGAGCUGACCGUGGCAGCCAUCUGUCGCCACGCCACUGCCAAAGGCUAUGGGGAUUUCUACUUCCCCUUGGUGGAGGAGAACCGCCUUGGCAGGGUCACCCAAUGUACUUCGGGCGCCGUCGACUGUCAGCGCGGCCAGUGCCUCGUGGAAAAGAGCGGUCCUGCCGGCGGCUGCUUCUCCACGGACACGCUCUGGCUCUCGCGCCCGCGCUGCGAGGUGGCCGUCGCUUGGAGGGCGCUGGUCGGGCGCCUGGUGGGGGACUUAGCUCGGCUGCCGCUGCUGCUGGCGUCCCUGGGCCUCUUCGUCGUCGCGCGCUCCCGCUCGCGGAGAGAUGGCCAAGCUGGAGGCCGAUGGGCACCGUAGAGGUGCGGGGAAGCGCGGCAAAGGGGUCCCAGCUGGGGCGGCCGUGCUCGGACGGUGCGGUGCGUUGCCCCGACUCAGGUCCUGCGACGACAGAAAUGGUUCGAGAUCUGGGAUGAGGACACUAUGGGGACUUUUUCAAACUUGGGCUCGGAGGACGACCGUGGACAGGUGCAUAUCCAGAGACCCGAGGUUGGCCUUGUCCUUGCUGUGAGCCCUGCCCUUCCCCCACCAGCCUGCCCCAGACCGUGGGAAGAAACCCUCUGAACUGCAUCCAUUUCAGGGAAUGGCUCGAGGACUUGGGCAGCUCUCUCUCCUGGUUUCCUGGAGCAAACUCAGACCACCUGCCCGACCCUCUGGGUGAAACUUCACCAGUUUCAACCAAUUCAAAUCCAGGCUCUUGCACUGUGGGAAUCUGGCCAAGUCAAUAACUUCUCUGAACCCUGUACGAUGAGUAGAGCAUACUAGUCCCGAUACCUUGUGUGGUUGCUGUGAAACCCAGACCCUGUCUGUCAGACCUCUGUCCCCGUGCACCUUCCUGUGUCAGCCUUUGUGCUUAUGUGGUCUCUCGCAGAUCCCCGUCUCUACUUCCUUUGGGGGGGUCUCGGACCUCAGUCCCUGGUCUCCUGUGCUCAUCCUGACACCCAUUCCCCAGCUGCCCCUGUAACCAUCCUCCUACCUGCUCCUUAUGUAACUCCUUGCUGUAUCCUCACUCCCACUAUUAAAUCUCCCCCCUAUAAGGAG